Messenger RNA from Asterias rubens (European starfish), 5798 nucleotides. RefSeq names its product SH3 domain-binding protein 5-like. Gene Ontology annotation, molecular function: protein kinase inhibitor activity. The record is from RefSeq and is a predicted model, not a curated record. Gene Ontology annotation, cellular component: cytoplasm. The transcript is spliced from 7 exons. Bases 50 to 1288 code for a protein of 412 amino acids. Gene Ontology annotation, biological process: intracellular signal transduction; negative regulation of protein tyrosine kinase activity. NCBI's taxonomy places the organism in Eukaryota, Metazoa, Echinodermata, Asteroidea, Forcipulatida, Asteriidae.
GGUUGGCAUUAUUUUGUACACGCAAUCAAUAUUUAGCAUCACUUCCAAAAUGGCAGCGACGGAGGAGGAAGAAAUUGACCCCCGAAUUAAGUUGGAGCUGGAAAGAUUAAACACAGCUACUGAUGAAAUCAACUCUAUGGAACUUCAGUUAGAUGAGGCUAGAGCACUCUUCAGGCAGUCACUAACUGAGUCUACCCAUAACCUCAAUGCUAUCUCUAAGAAACUUGGCAGCUGUAUUGAAAAGGCACGGCCGUAUUAUGAAGCAAGACAAAAAGCUAAAGAGUGUCAGCAAGAGACGCAGAAAGCUGCCGUGAGGUUUGAGCGAGCUAACAGCAUGCUAGCUGCAGCUAAGGAGAUGGUGGACCUAGCUGAGCAGGGUCUGAUCCAAGAAGGGAGGAAGUUUGAUGCCAACUGGCAAGAAAUGCUCAAUCAUGCCACUAUGAAGGUUGCCGAAGCUGAUCAAGAGAAGAGAGUGAGUGAGCAGGAACACAUGCAGACAGCCAGUGAGUUCCAUCGAGUGGAACGAGAGCUGAAAAACCUGCAGAAAUCAUUACGAAGAACUAUCAACAAGUCAAGACCCUACUUUGAAAUGAAGUCUAAGUUGAACUUUCAGCUUGAGACUCUACAGAAGCGUGUUCAUGAGUUACAGGGGCGAGUGACGAACUCCAAAGAGGCGUACUCCAACGCUCUACACAACCUAGAGCAAAUCAGCGAUGAAAUACAUGAGCAACGACGUUACCAAGCCGCAAAGCUCGGUGAACGAGGGAUGGGCGUAGGUGCAGAGUCAACCCCGGAGAUACCCGCAGAGGUACCCUCAAACCGUUACAGUUACCCAUUUUAUGAGAUCCCGCUGGCACAAUGCCAAGAGAGCCCUGGAUCCCCGCAAGGUUUCAUUCCCGAGUCAAUCUGUAAGGACGAUAUGUACGUACGACCGCCAAAGCUACGCAUGCUUCGUAGACCUCUGAGCUUGCAGGAGGAUGAUAUGUCACCACCAGAUCCACACUCGAUACUCAAAGCAUUCGGGUCGAUCGAUAGAUUGGAUGAGAUGUCGGAUACAGCGAGUUAUCGAUCGGGGUUAUCGUGCGAAAAUCUGGACGAUUGUGAUUCGGACUGUGACUCAGCAUUCUCAACGCCCGGUCACUCACGUCAAAGUAGCUACAACACCAAAGAGACUGCAGACGCUGCGGAGGUUAUUAAAAAACUACAGGAAGAGGAGGAGCAAAGGUCAGAGGUCAGCUGCCAGACUAUCACUGGCGACAUAGAUGAAAAAGCUGGAUCCUUGGUUUGACCUUUGAACCUUAUUUGACCUUUGCACCUUGGUUGACCUUCAAAUCUUGUUUGACCUUUAAUUUAUAAACAUCAGCAUUUUUCCUUCGCUUUAUUUUUUAUUCAAGUAAAUGUCUUUAAGUGAGUUGAAGUAUUUGUUCAGUAUUUUUCAUGUUUGUGGUCACUGAAAAGAACUUGUGGCAUUUAUUUUCACGUAGAUGACUUCAGGCCUGUAUACUUUAUAUUUGAAAGGGUAAGGGCGCCAAUUCUUUGGUAAAGGGCACCAUUGAGGAAACUUUAAAUUUCUGUUGGAGCAUUUCAAGGGCACCAAGGCAAUUACCAGGGGCAUGGAUGCAGUUGCCUCCAGUGCCUUUGUGAAGUUUCAGGCCUGGUGACUUUUAAGAAGCUAGUGUAAACAAGAAAGGAAUCAGUUACAAACAUCUGUGCUAUACUUAGCACUUUGGCUGGAAACCUGAUAUUACAAAGGAAGAUAGAUUUACUUAAUAGGGUUUCUUUGUAGACAGUUAAUGAACUACAGCCUUGAUGAUUGGACGGUUCUUAAGUCAUCUGCCACUCUUGAAGAACCAAUCAGGAUAGCUUCAUUACAAUUAUGCUAAUUUUAAAGGAGCGGUUUCAACAUCUUAUCACCCAGAAGUGUCACAUUAUUCAAGGGAUUGGUAGCAUUUUAACCAAACAUUUCUUUAUUUGUAAGUAAACAUUUAUUUUCCACUUUGAAAACCUUGUAUUCAGAUUUUUAUGUCAGUAUAAAUGGAAACAACUUUGGUUGUUUUUUAGACUAGAGUCAGACAAACUCCUUUUAAAUUACCCCAGACAUUGGGAUUUUUAGGUACACCACUAACGUCCGGCUGCCAGCAACAAAUUUAGAGCAUUCCAAAGUUGUUCUGGUCAUAACAAACUGUCUGCCAUAAAAAUGUCGGUCAAGAAAAGCUUGCAAAUGAAGGGCUUAAAAGCAGGUCGUGGUCAAGUUAUCUAAUUCUACAUUUGACAUUUCACUUAUUUGGAAAACUUAAGCAUAGCAAGAGUAAAAACACCCACAGAAAUAUCUCUUGUAAACUUAUUGCCACAUUUGCAUGGGUUAACACCAGACACUCAGAAGUGAUGUUCUAAUAUGAUUACAUUAGCCAUGUUAGCAUGUAGUCCAAAUGAUUUGUAUUUAAAGCAUUUAAUCACUUUAUUAUCAGUAUUAACAAACAAAUGAAACCUCUACAAGUGCCAAAACACUUAAACUUGUCAAAUUACCAAUCAACUUGUAAAUUCUUUGUGGCAAGUCCAUUGAUAUUCCUGUAACCAUAACCACAGUCUGGCUUGGAAUUCCUUUUAGCAUUCGGUCAGUAACAUCACAACCAAACAAGUUUUGCAGUCUAAAGUAUGGUGCUCACUAGCCUGAACAUCUGAUGUCACACCUCAAGGCUUGCGAAUUACAAUGUACGCAUAAUCACCUUUGACCUUGGUUCUGGAGAUUCGCAGUUAAAUCAGCAAACAUCAUAACAAACCAUUACCUUACGGAUGAAGACAGGGGACCAGUCUUGGUACUCACCAAAUUUACUGUUAAGCUUCCCAAUUGCCGACCUCAUACACAGCUGAUCAGCAAAUAUAGACAACAUAAAGCAAUAUUUGAGAUCUUGUACAAUAUAUCUCUGUCCUAGUGAAAGUUCGGAGAUACAGUACGCAAUUUUCUUGCAAAUCAAACCAUGACAGUUAACUGGGGUUUUUAACAAACCUUGGGCUAAAUUCUGGCUCUUGAGUUCGUCCAAAAUUGAUGUUAGAGCCCAAAUAGAAGACAGCACCCAAUCUUGAUCUAGAAACUCAGAGGCAUUUUCCAAUUCUCUGCUUAGUCUCUGUCUCUGGUUCCAUUUGAUGUUGGAAACACCAUACAAAAUAUGCACUGCUUUUAUAUUGAUGAUGGAGCCCAAACUGGAGCCAGAGCCCAAAUCUAGGUUUUGAAAAGACCCAAAUCAAAAAGAACUAUCAAGAAACCCAGGGGCGUUUUCCAAACCUCAGAUUAGGCUCUGUCUUUACAUGUCUUAAGCUCCAGGCUUUGUUUGAUGUUGUAAACACCAUACACAAUAUACACUGCUUCAAAAUUGAUAAUGGAGCCUAAACUGGAGCCAGAGCUUCAACCUAGGUUUCUAAAAGGCACCUGGCCUUCUGAUGUGGUCAAUGUUAUGAUGAUAACGGUGGACUUGCCCUUUCAAUAUUUUUAACCGUUAUAAUUUGACAGGGUAUGUAUAGUGUAUAGUAUGUAUGUAGCCAGAGAUAUCACAUUUAAAGUAUUUUCGUACCUGUGUACAUGUGUUGAUUGUACAGUAUUGCAAUAAUAUAAUGUACCAGAUAUUGUAGUUUGUAGAUUUUUCUAAAAAUUGAACCUGUUCUAUUGUUAUGGGCGGGAUAAGACAGGGGUAAAAGUUCUCAUGUACAUUGACUUACAAUGCAUUGUUGAUGGUGAAACAAAGCAUCACAAUGAAGUUAAAAAGUGUGGUAAAAGUUACUGUGCAUGUUAUUUAAUCUUGUUUAUAAUGUGUUUGUUGAUCAUUUAAAUGUAAUUUUGAUAUUUUUACACUUUUGAAUUAUUUCUGAUUAUCGAUAAACAAAGUAGGUCCCAACCACAAGGUAAAAAAAAAAAAAGCUACACUUCUGCCUUUGGUGGCUGCGUCAAAAAGCCAAUAUUUUGCGUCAUUUGUGGGGUGUUGCUUUGUUAUUGCACAAAAGGACUAUACAAAACAAAGCUCCCACAAAUGACAACAUGACAUAAAACUAACAAGGCUUUUUGUGAAACUUUCUGAAAAGUCCUCUUUUUGUAUGAUGACUAUCUGUAUACUCUCAUGUGAACUCAAUUUUAGCACAGAUCACUUGUUUCCUUUUUUAAGCUGGUCUUUAAGCCAUUGAAAUACUUUGUUGAUUGAUUUUUUAAACCAAAGAUGCUCGGAUGUGAAUGAAUUUAAAGAAGGCUGCUGCAUAUUUGCAAUGAAAAUUAUGAGUUUCUAGAUAACUAUCAGAUUUUGAAUUGUCAAGUGAAUUAUUUUAUUGCUUUCUGAAUAACUGAAAUAUUAUUCAAGGAUUGUUUAUCUGAAGCUGGACAUGCUUUGUGUUAGAAAGGUACAAUCAUAGUACUGAUGUUUUAGUUUAUAUGAAAAUAAGCGACUAAGACUGUUUAGUUUUUACACAUGCUGGAAACCCAAUUUGCUCAUUGUCACUCACACUGAAGAGAUGGUAUUUGGGAUUGUGAAUCGGGAACCAUGACCUCUAGGGCCAUUUACUAUUUUUUGCAUUUAUCAUCUUUAGGAGAAAGGUUUCAUUAUAAACUAGACAAGCAACUCUAGAAUGUACAGGAACGAAUUUCAUAGAGCUGCUUGGGCAGAUAAUAGUUCUCAACAUUUUCCUGCUGAGCAGAAAUGGGCAGGACAAAUGAUACAUAUAAAAUGGUUAUUUGGCUGGUUAUCUUAUUGUGCUAAGCAUAAGUUUGUUGUGCUUUGAUACUUUUUGUAUUUAAGCAGCUCUAUGAAAUUGGGUUCUGGAUUACCAAUGCCAAGUUCGAACUGUAGGAAAAUGAAUGGGAUUGAAGUUACUCGUGAUUCUUGCAUUUGAAACUUUGCAUUCUUAAAAACUUGUUAGAAAUAGUUGAUUUUUUCAUGUUUUUCUCAGCAUUAUUAAGAUUUUAUUUCACUUUGCAAAGUUUGCUUUAAAAUCCCUUCACACCUUGUCGUUUUUACAUCCCCUUAAAAAAACAUUCAAUAUAUCGCCAAGUUUUCUUGAGCAAAACGUUUUGUUAGUUAAUCAAUGAUGACAAAGUUUAAUUUUCUUUAUUCAAAAACUUUUCUGAGAUUGAAGAUCUCUUCAUGUAAAUCAUUUUUCUGUGGGUGGGAGAUCUUUGAAACGUUUUAAAAACUUUGUGUUAAACAAAGACAAAUUGGUUAGAGUAGGACUUGAACCUGCAACCUCUGGGUUACUGUGCAGGCGCUCUACCAACUGAGCUUUCUAUCUAGCCCUAUGUUGGCAGUCUCCCCUGGGUGCUGCUUCCAAGUUUGUAUCGCAAACUUGGGUGUGGUGAUCCCUGGCUAUACGGCAACUACAGGUUGAAUGGCUUCUAACUGGAACCCUGAAUAAAGAUAUUGACAAAAUGGGGAGACGGCCAACAUAGAGCUAGAUAGCUCAGUUGGUAGAGCACUGACAUAUUAAUUUGGAGGAGGUUGGUUCAAGUCCUGCUCUGUCAGCUUCUCUUUGGUCAACCCCAAAUUAUGUGAAAAUUCAUCUGUCAGUUUUUGUUUAACUAUUACAAUAAUUUGUUUAUUUUGUUGAUGUAUAAUUUGUUGUGAUGUUUGCCUAUGAUAUCUAGCACUGGAUGGACUGCUAACAUUGUAACAAUGAAACAUUAUUAUCUUGUCUUUUUUAAUACCUUUGUAUUUCUUACAUUCAUUGAUAACACAGAUAGUAAUAAUAUAUAAAUGUAUUAACGGUUUGUAUUCCACCAGGUCACCUUGUGUUGUUAAAUAAAAUUAUAGUUUUAAUAUUCA